Molecule: messenger RNA, 405 nt
Organism: Bactrocera neohumeralis
Lineage: Eukaryota; Metazoa; Arthropoda; Insecta; Diptera; Tephritidae
Exons: 1
Coding region: 1-405 (134 amino acids)
Source: RefSeq, a predicted model, not a curated record
AUGAAUUUCCCAAAUCCUGCGUCUCUUAGCGAGGUCGAGCUUACCGCCCUCGUUAAAGACCUCCGUGGGUCUCUGCUCAGAGUAGAGCACAUGCUCAAUAAUUACAACUCCACCACCACAAACUCCAACGACAACUCCAACAACAACUCCAACGACAACUCCAAUAACAACUCCAACGACGCUACCACCUCCCCCUCUCCCGGAAAUGCUCAAAUGAGCAUCGAUCCGCCCGAUGACACCGUGUUCAUCGAAGUUCGCCGCCGGAGAAAACCCAAACGGGAAAAUCUCAAACGGGAGGAACCCAAACGGAAAAUUCCAAAGCGGCGCCGCACCACAUCCCCCCGGAAACCGUCAAAAUUGACGACUUCCUCUCCUCAUCCUCCUCAGAUGAGAGCGAGAACAUAA